This is a messenger RNA of Acanthoscelides obtectus, 722 nucleotides long. Lineage: Eukaryota; Metazoa; Arthropoda; Insecta; Coleoptera; Chrysomelidae. The record is from the annotation of a GenBank genome assembly.
AGAGCGUCGAAAGACGCCGUUCGCCUCCCACCACAGGAGCGGAGGGCGUCUUUUGACGCUGUUCGCACUGAACGUGUUAAUCCCUCACAAUCCGUUUCCUAACAGUAGUGAGGUGUGUAGUCAAGAUAAAACUGCAGGGUGCUGUGGAAUAUACAGGCUUGAACUAGAAAAAAUGGCGCCAAGUAGAUUGUCUCUAUACUUACUACGGCUUCGUUGGAGGUUUCAAAUAAAAGGGAUUAGCUGUAAAGGUUGGUAUAGCAUCUGCUGCUGUGUAUUAUAUGAAGGAACAAGGCAUUUGGAAACCUAGCGAUGAAUCUAUAAAGACACUUGAAAAAAUGAAACACACUGUUAAUCCUUAUGUUGACACUGUGAAAAAGCAAAUACCAUUUGAGGUUCCCAAGCUACCACAAUCAGAAAGUCUUUCAUCCUUAAUAAAACAAAGUUGGAAUGCAGGGGUUAUGGCAACAUUUGCUUUUUUGGCAAAUCUACCAAAUAAGGUAGAAGAUUGGAAAACUGGGGGUAUGCAGACCAUCACGAAAAAUCCAGAUAUGAAGAAAUUUUUAGAUUCUUUUUCAUCUAAAAAUGCACCACAAAGUAAAUAAUUGACAAAUUUCAAAUAAAAUUGGUUAGUCCUUGUUACAUUAUUUUUUUAUUAUACUCCAUCCAUUACCAGCACAUAUUUCCUUUAUCUACAAAAUCAGCAGAAGUUUAUUGUUAAUGAC